AUGACCGAGACUUCCGUUAUCAGACACUACAAGAAACAACUGAUUUACCGUCAGCACGAUGUACCUGACCGCGACGACAAGGGCCCGCACUUGUUCAACGAAGUGAGCAACACGAAGAUUUACGACCUGGUGGAGGAGAAGAAGAAGGGCGAGGCGCCGCCGAACGGCCGCAAGGUGAGGAGGAAGAGGAAGAACAAGAACUGCAGGGGGCAGUUCCGGCACGAGGGCAUGGAGCUGAUCAAGCUGGGAACGACUCCCUCGCACACCCUCUGCAAAAGCAAGGAGCCUCUCAGCCGCCUCGUCGACAAGCCGCCGCCCCCCGAGCCCCACAAAGACGACCGCAGCGUCCCCCAGUCCGCCCCCAGCACACACGAGCCAGUCAUUCGCGCCGCCUACACAGCCAAGACAAUACUCGAAAGCCCGCAACCGCCCCACUUCGGACACGCACUGCCCCAGAUGGUCCCCGAGCGCCGCCCCCGCAAGCAAGACGAGCCCCUCCCUAAGACACCGCCCGCCCCCCGGCCGCUCCUGGCCGACUACCGCCCUUACCCGGCCCCGCCCGCCUACCCCCACCCGCUGCCGUUCCGCCCCGCCUUGCCACCGCCGCCGCCCUACCCCAUAGCGCGAUCGCCGCCGCGGCCCGUCCCCCGCACGCCCAUCCGCCCCAUCCCCAUCCAGAAGGCCGCCUACCCGGGGAUGCACUUCCCGUUCUCGCGACAGGAGUACGAGCUGCAGGAGCACAAGAGGCGGCGGCACGAGGAUAAAGUGGUGGCGGCGAUCGACCUAACGGUGGACGGCAAGGGCGGCGGCAAGCACCGCUGCCACUGCGAGUGCGGCAAGACGUACUCGAGUGACCCAGUGACGCAAGAAGUUAUUAUUACUGUCAGUGAGAGGGAUUCUUCGCAAGUGCCAAGUUAUCUGAGGGGGAAGAUGGUGAAUGGGGUGCUGAAGUUCGAGGGGGAGGCCAGGCAGAAUGGGGUGGUCAAGGCCAGCACGCCGGUGAUCACGAAAGUUCCAGGUCGAGCAGGUGGUGAGGGUAAGCUGCCACACUUGUUCCGCAUCGACGAUCUCUUAGCCGAAAAGCAGAAACCUCCCGACGCAAAAGCGCGAAAAGAAGACAUUCCUGUUCCUAUUCGUACCGAACCAAAUAGGGUUAUAGUUAGUACCAAAAGCUUAGAAGAACCAAUUCCUAGACCUAAGUCCAAAGACUACACCGUCAGUAAUAUAAUAGGUGAUAACAGAAGACAAUCAGUCGAUAUCGACACCAUUAGCAUCAGUAGCAGCAGUAGCGAGUCCGUCAGGUCGCCCCGACCUAAGUCCACCGGACUAGAGAAACAAAUUCCUCAUGGCAAACUUUUCUACUACAAGAGCAACAACAGCUUCAUCCGGUACUUCGACGACACGCAGAAGAAGCUGUUCAUCGACAGCAUAACCUCAGACGGCGCCUACGACAAAACCCCCUUGGAAGACAAAGAGGUGAUCGGGCUGCCGAAGAACACCUUCUUCAGCUGCAAGGACAACCUCACCGUCGAGGAAUACGUAUCCGAGAUGACCUUGGUCGAGAAGUUCAUCCCUCGGGACUUUUUUCUUUUCUACAAGUUCGUAACCGGGUAUCAGAUUUGCAACAAUAAUCUUCCCGUUUCGUUUCUGACAUUCUUGAAAGUGUACAACACGAAUGGACUGAAAACCUUACUUGAGAGAUACGUCAGCAGUCUGAAACAAAACUGAAGCACACUUUUAACUGAGAGUAUUAUAUUUUUAUAGGUUUCGAAAGUUUCUGCGUUUAUUUAUUGUUUUUGUUACUGUUUUUACUACUUAAGCCAUUUUGUACAUACAUUUUAAUUUAUAAUGAAUUUUGUAUUGUUCGAUUCGAAAUAAAAGUUGUCAAAGCUU
Molecule: messenger RNA, 1893 nt
Organism: Zophobas morio
Lineage: Eukaryota; Metazoa; Arthropoda; Insecta; Coleoptera; Tenebrionidae
Exons: 3
Coding region: 1-1728 (575 amino acids)
Source: RefSeq, a predicted model, not a curated record